GGGCGUGGCGAGGGCGGCCGAGGGGGCGCGGCCGGCCCCGAGUAUGUACUCCAGGUCGGGCGUAGCCUGGGGGCCGACUAGCGUUAGCUACGGAGAAGUGGGGGCGUCGGGCAACGUGGAGCAGGGCUGGAGGGAGCCAGGAAAGGGGGCGCGGACCCUGAUAGGGCAGAAUCUGGAAAGGGCAAAGCCCUGGCCGCCAGAAGGGCGAAGCGAGAUGGCACCUGAAGCGCAGGUCUCUCCCAGUACGAAAAAGAGCGUGCGGCUUUCUUUGCGCCCGCAGAGGGCCGGGAGCGGCGCCGCGGAAGGACGGGCUGCUAGGGCCUAUUCAGCAACUGAGAAAGUUAAACAGCUCAGGACUGGACUAGCCGCGACUGGGGCGGAGUGCGACGUCCGGGGACGCUGGGCAGCCCCGAGACCCGUAGAGCUCCGAACCAAGCCACUGGAAGAACUUUGCGCGCUUCGACCUGGUUCCCGUGAGUUGCAGACACCCGACACUACUGCCCGCUCCUCAGUAGUCUCUCUGGGUGAACUACCCAGUUGCCCUGAUGUUGAGGUUGAACUCUUGGAGUUCUGGAACAGGUAUACUGAGGGACGCACUAGGUCCCCUCCACCAUAUCUUAGUUUAAUGAAUAAUUUUUUCAAGACAGAGAAGCUAACAAAGACAGGGGUGAGGCUUAAAGAAAAGACUGUGCAGUUGAUGAAGCUAAACCAGGAAAUAAAACAAGCUCAAAUCCAGCAGGAACCACUAAAGGAGGACACCAGGCAGCUACGCAAGGAAAAGUCAACUGUCCAGGCUGAAAACAAAUUCUUUCUGAAAUACCUGACAGACAAAACUGAGGAGUAUAAAAGACAACCUGAGAAGCUAUGGAACAACUACUUACAAAAAAGUGAGGAGAUUGAACAAAGGAGACAAGAAUUGGCCUCCAGAUACGCAAAGCAGACUUCACAGCUUAAAACAGAGCUCUUGCAGAAGGAAAAGAUCCAGUACAAUUUGAAGCAGCAGUUGCAGGCACUGAGGGACAUUUCGGUAUUGAAAGAGAAACAGGAGACAGAAAUACAGGCAUUACAGGAGAAGAAAAAAAAAGUCCAAGCUGAGACAGCUACAAAGAAACAGCAAGCACAGGUCCAGCUUCUCCAGGAAAAAGCAUUAUUGGAGAAACAACUGAGUGAGCCAAAUGUGUGCCAGUUAGGAAAGAGAAAAGGGGAGCUGAAGAAGCAGCACCAUGCCUUGGAGUUGGCAGUCAAGCAGUAUUUUUUUCAGUUCUACAGCAGCAUUGGCAGAGAUAACCAAGAGUUACAGAAGGAAUUACUACAGCUAAUUCUGCAAUCCAAGAAGUUGGAAGCUACUCAAAGCCAGUUAAAAUAUCAGAAGCAGCUAUUACAGCAGGAACAGUGGUAUCUGGAUUGCUUAAGCAGAGGGAGGCAACGGCUGCAAGAAAGGAAUAACUGGUGCCUAAAAGAAUAGGGUGCUCUAGAGACCACACUGAACCGGGGCCCUCGGCACCAGAUCUAGGAUUGAUCCAGCACAAUUCCUGACAUAACAAUUAUGAACUGGAUCAAGAACUCUUAGGUAGAACAUAAACCUGGUAACUGAUGAACUUUAUCAUCCUUAUUCCUUCUGGCCAACUCAGUAGACAAAAGUAGUGUUUUUAAGCUCUUCUUCAAGUCCACAUCAGUGACCAGAUAGCUCCUAUAGUUUUCUCAUAGAUGAAAAGAAUACAAAAAACCCUCUGUUAACAGUAAGUCCAGUAAGCGCCAAAAGCAGGAUGACUUUUUAUCCAAUGCAAAGUCCCUAAAAUUUUAGCUUUGAGUAAAUUGAGAAUAUAAGGGAAGAUGUUUCUUCAAAGAAUAACUAGUAGUGAUUGAAUGUCUCUGCUUAUUUAGGAAAAUAUAUUUUCAAGUAUCUGGACAAUAAGUAUCUUUAGCACAUGAAGUAUCUUUCGUAAUGUGUGCCGUAUAUUUAUGCCCACAUAAUAGAUAUAGAAAUAGUAUCUUAUACUAGUACAGACUUUUUAAAAGUUGUAAUUUUUAUAUUUAUGACAUAUGGAGGUUAGACUAGUGCUUUAUUUAAAUGCUGCUCUUCCCUGGGAAAACUUGGUUAACUGUAUUUUUCAGAAGUUGUUAGUGAUGAAAACUUUAAAAUUAUUCUCUGAAUUUUUAAUUUUAUAUAUAAAAUGGAUUCUCCUUCAAUAUGCCUUUGACUUCUAGUUUUAAUAAUUUGUUAAAUAUCAGUUUUGUCACUAAAUAAUAAAAACCUACUUAUG
Tupaia belangeri chinensis (Chinese tree shrew) is the source of this 2264-nucleotide messenger RNA. It is a transcript of the gene CCDC121, whose product is annotated as coiled-coil domain containing 121. The record is from RefSeq and is a predicted model, not a curated record. The coding region runs from base 44 to 1465 and encodes 473 amino acids. The transcript has 2 exons. NCBI's taxonomy places the organism in Eukaryota, Metazoa, Chordata, Mammalia, Scandentia, Tupaiidae.